AUGCAUUGUCUCAACUUAGUCAGCUUUGAAUGUCAAGGUCAAGUCAAUGAAAUUCCAGAUAUAUGUUUCUAUGGAUGCAUAAAUCUUGUUGAUGUCGUUCUGCCUCCCUCUGUAGAAACUAUUGGAAAUUUAGCAUUUUGUAAUACAUCUCUCAAGAACGGAUUUUCAUUUCAAUAUAUUCGAAGGAUUGGAGAUCUCUCUUUUGCAUAUUCACAUCUAAAAACAGUAGCAUUGAAUAACACCGAAUACGAAUAUCAUAGAAAAGAAGAACAGUUUAUGUCUGAUUCAGACAGAAAAGAUAUUAUUUAUGUUGCUCCAUUCAGGAGAUGCAAUGAAAUCACAAAAGUUGCAUUUUUAGGAGAAUAUCCUCCAAUGAUGGCAUUUUUUGAUGAAUGUGAUAAUAUCAGAGAAAUUGAAGUUCCAACAGAUAAUUUCAUUGUUGAUAAUGGAAUUAUAUAUGACAAAGAUAAAUCAACUAUAAUAUCUUGUUCUCUAUUAUGUCCUUAUGAAUCAUUCACUGUACCUGAUACUGUUCAAAAUAUUUAUGAUUUAGCCUUAUAUGGAACGAAGAAAUUAAAGAAUCUUACUUCAAAUCAUGCACUUGAAAUAGGUAUUGCUGCAUUCAUGAAAUCUUCUCUUGAGAACAUUGUUUUAGAUGAUCAAAUAGAAGGAAAAUAUUAUGAAUCACAAUAUGCUAUAUUUGGAUAUUCGAAGAACCUUAAGAAUGUUGUUUAUAAAUGUGAACAAGCAUCCUAUUUUGAUUUUAUUUAUUGCGAAAGUCUUGAAAGUAUACAAAGUCAAUUCGAAAGAAUCGCGCUUGGAGCAUUUUACGGUUGCAAAUCAUUAAAAGAAAUAGAUCUUAAAAACUCUAGACAUCUCCAACAUAUUUGUUUCCGAGAUUGUUAUUCACUCAAAAGAGUUGAAUUUGGAAUACAGAUCGAAGAAAUUUACCCAUGUGCAUUUAAAAACUGUAUUAAUCUCGAAGAAGUAGUAUUCGAUCAAAGAUGCGAAUUGAGGAAUAUAAAUUAUGAAACAUUCAUGAACUGUAUUCGUUUAACAUCUGUUACAUUGCCACCCAAUUUACAGGUAAUUUCUGUUCGAGCAUUUGCAAAUACUUCCCUCAAUGAAGUAAGAAUUCUACCUAGCAUGCAUAUUGAGAACCAUGCAUUUGAUUUUUGUCCAAAUAUUAAGAUUGUUACAACAGCAGUUUAUGAACAUGAAUAUAUUGAUUAUAAUCGAGGUGAUAGUCUUGUUACUACAUUAGGAAAACAGAAUUCUACAUACAUUGUUCCAGAAGGCCUUGUGUAUUUUGAUCCUCUUGUUUUAGAUUCAAACAUUGUAUUUAAUGAAACAGUUGGAGCAUAUGAGAAAGAUUUAGGAAUUAGAACAAUCAUAAUUCCAAACUCAACACAACAGAUUUAUGUUCGACCAGGGCCAACAGCUAUUCUAAACUCCCUUUUUAUUGAGAAUUAUUGUUAUGAUGGCCAACAAAUUCAGAUCGAACACAUGUAUGAGUAUGUUUGGAUGGCAUAUACUUACUCUGGUCAGUAUUUUUAUCCUUAUGAUCUUGAAAUUACGGGCAUGAAUUUCAUGGUAGAUAUUGAUUGUCCUAUUCCAGUGCCAACAUUGUAUGCGCCUAAUCUUGCUCCUGGAGAAGAGGAUAAUAUUAAUAUUCCUGUUGUUAGAGCUCCAUGUCCAAAUACAACGGAACAACAUGAGAAAAUAUAUUUAGGAUCUGUAAAUCAUAAAAAGGUUUAUAUCAAAAAUGGUCAGGUAGUUAAUCUAAAUUCAAAUCCUGAACAGACAAACCAGAAUUCGUCUUCAGAAGAACAUUCUGGUUCUCAGAGUUCGGUUGAUACAAAUAAUCCAAUAAUAUCAAUAUUUGAUCAAAAUUCUGCAAACACAAAUACAAAAUUAACAACAAGAGAGACAAUUAUCAUCGCUGUUUGUGCAUCUGUUGUUGUUCUUGUUAUUAUAUUUUCUAUUGCAUAUGUUUACAUGAAAACGAAAGCAACAGAACCUUCAGAUGACAGCGAUGUAUUAGAAAUGGCAGAAGAAACGAUUCAAGCUUCAACUGGUGUUACAUUUGAUAAUCCAUUAUACAUGACGACUGCAGCAGUAUCAGAUGAUCCUUUUGCAAAAGAUUUCCAAAAUGAAGAUUAUAGUAACAAAUUUUAUAUAAAUCAACGCGAUGAUGAAUAA
This is a messenger RNA of Trichomonas vaginalis G3, 2202 nucleotides long. RefSeq names its product ribonuclease inhibitor domain-containing protein. Bases 1 to 2202 code for a protein of 733 amino acids. NCBI's taxonomy places the organism in Eukaryota, Parabasalia, Trichomonadida, Trichomonadidae. The transcript has a single exon. The record is from RefSeq and is a predicted model, not a curated record.